AUGAGUCAACGUAACUACCGUUUGAUCAACGAUAUUGAACGUGAAUUGGUUAUUGGCUUUUCGAGCAACCCACUGAUAGGUCGUAAUCCGAAAGCGCUUACUCAGCAGCUCAAAGACGGCGGGUAUGGUGAACUAAGUGAAUAUUACGACAAAAUAAAAUCGAAAACGGCCGCAAAUCGAAUCAAUGAAAUACUAACGUCGACAGCACAACGAGUUGCCGCUACCCGUAUAAACAACGAGCAAAAUUUCUCCCCGUCACCAUCAGACACACUUGAUUAUGUGUCGUACGAUGACGGCUACAUGUUUUAUGGCAACGCACCAACGCCCGUUCAGUCUCCACGUUCAUCUCAAAAGAAGGUUGCCGUCGACUUAGCGACACAAUUAACCACAACAUCACAAGCAACAAUAAUGAGCGCAUAUCAAAGUCAACUCGAAUACCAUCGUCAACGUCAUCUGGCUAGAACGGUACCAGUGAAUCGACAGGCAGGUGAAUCUUUGUAUACAGGCGAGGACAAUGCUAAUCUAUAUUCGAGAUCGUUUUCGCUCGUACCACGACAAAACUCAAACAUAGCGAUAUCGACCAACGAUCCGCCCUCGCCACAAACCGAACAAGAAGUUGAACUAGUACAUCAACAAGUAAACGAUGACCGGCGAGACGAUGGUACGCAAGAACAACAGUCGAGUACACCUGAAGCAGAAGAUGAAAUCGUGUGUAUUGAGAAAAUAUCGACGCCAACUGAUCGUAAACCACGAUGGCUCAUACAGCCUCGUCUCUAUAGCGAUAAGCAGCUGGACGAUUUACUCAGUGGUAUGGCCAUUGCAAAGGCCACUAAUCAAGUUUUGAAUGGUGAGUUGCUGGUACCAUUCAAAUAUUUGAUACUGGAAGAAGAUGUCAAGCCUCGAUUACCGUCUCCAUCACCCGAAGCACCGGACAUUGAAUCAACAUCGGCUCUGCACGUCAUUGAUCACCCACAGCCACAACCAAGAGUAGAGCAAUCGAACACGUUGUGA
Molecule: messenger RNA, 1011 nt
Organism: Didymodactylos carnosus
Lineage: Eukaryota; Metazoa; Rotifera; Eurotatoria; Philodinida; Philodinidae
Source: the annotation of a GenBank genome assembly